This is a messenger RNA of Chlamydomonas reinhardtii, 6632 nucleotides long. RefSeq lists its product as uncharacterized. The transcript is spliced from 15 exons. NCBI's taxonomy places the organism in Eukaryota, Viridiplantae, Chlorophyta, Chlorophyceae, Chlamydomonadales, Chlamydomonadaceae. Gene Ontology annotation, biological process: calcium ion import across plasma membrane. Gene Ontology annotation, cellular component: membrane. The record is from RefSeq and is a predicted model, not a curated record. Gene Ontology annotation, molecular function: monoatomic ion channel activity. The coding region runs from base 465 to 5660 and encodes 1731 amino acids.
AUGAGAACGUUCCAAGGUGCAGAUCAAGGACCGCACGCUUCAGCAGCUCAGGACCAGGGCUUUAAUUUGUAGCAUUGGUUUCACAUACAAGCUAUGUCAGAGCUGGAGGCUCGACUGAUGACCAGCGAAGACAACCGAAUCGUUUACCAAACUGCCGCAAACUCGGUGAUUCAGCACUCACUGCUGGCCUAAAUCAUUAUUUUUAGCCAAUUGGCGCUAAAGCUUGAAUAAGUGCGGCUGAAGGGCCGCAGUGCAAGAGUUGCGUUCCAGCGCUUCAACUUGGGCUUCCAGGCGUGAUCGCUGCAAGCCCUUAAAUGAGCACUGAAGCAUAUACAACUGGUGUAGGCACGCGCUAGGUGGUUUACCGUUGCAGAGCCACCUGUUCCGGUGGCGUGCAUCUGCCCCUGGCGCGCGCGCGUUACGCGUGGUGCUCGCUCUCCUUUUGCGAGCUCUGAGGCGAGAUAAUGUCAACUGAGAACCAUGGGCCUGAGCAUUUGCCGCACCUGCACACCGCGUUCGAGGACCCUGAGGCGCAGCGCGCCGCUUCCAGUGACGACGGCGAGGAGGGCUCGGACGAGCAAAGUCAGGAGCACCACCAUCAUCACCACCACCACCAUCACCACCACCACCACCACGCGGACACAGCGCCACCCACCGGCGGCCGUGCCUCCCCGCUGAGAGGUCAGCCGGGGGGCCAAAGCCAGGGCAGCACCGGCCAGGGCCAGGGCCAGGGCCAGCUACACCCCUCCCGGCGACGCCGCUCCCAGCCCCUAGCCGCCAGGAGCGGCGUCGGCACCGGCGACGGCACCGGCGGGAGUGGUUCCGGGGGCAACGCCGCCGCACGGCCCCGUACGUCGGGUGGCGGCAUCGGCAACGGCAGCGCCAUUAGUAACCACCCAGCUACCGCCGCCGCCACCGCCGCCAGCACGCCGCCGCCUGGCUCCGCGCGGCGGCGCUCCUUCGGCAUGCAGCCCGGCGGCCGCCGCAGCACCUCAUCCGGCCCCCUGGCGGACGUGCCUCGUUCUGCUUCCCUCUCCCCCUCCGUCGCCCUGUCCUCGCCCUCCACCUACACCUCCAGCUCCCGCGGCAGCGGCGCAGCCGCUGCAGAGGCCCGCGGCCGCGGCGCCGGCGGCUACAGCCGCGCCGCCAGGAGCGCGCGCCGGCGACAUGGCGGCGGCGGUGGCGGCGGCGGCGGCAUUGGCAACAGCGGCAUUCCACUGGAUGGCGCGGUGCUGGCGGCGGCGGCUGCAGCGGCGCCGCUGAACCGUGUGUCCUCCCACUACACCGCUAACUCGCACUACACGGCGCGCUCGCGCCGCUCGCGCUCGUGCUCGCGGUCGCUGGGCGGGGAGCGCGGCCUGGGCGGCGGCGGCGGGGAGCGGGGCGAGCGGGGCGAGCGCGCCACCCACCCUGACAUUCUGGACGACCUGAGGGCGCUGGAUGACCUGGAGGGCGGCUCCCUGCUACGCCCGCUGCUGACGGUGCCUGACGAGGACGGCGGCGGCAGCCGCGACGGCGACCGCGAGGGCGGCGGCGGCGAGGACUGGGAUGGCGGCGGCGGCGGCGGCAUGGACGGCGGCGGCGGCGACGGCGGCGGCCACGUGGACGAGGCCGAGACGUACGAGGUGCCGGAGCUGCUGCAGGCCAAACCCAAGGACGUGCUCCAAUUCAUUGAGGAAGAGGGCGUGGUUAAGUUGGGUGAGUUCGAGGUGGCAGACGGACUGGCGCUCAAGGCAUUUGGCGGAGAGCCUUUCCUGGUGAUGGGACAGGAGCACGCGGAGCCGCCCGGCCUGAAGGAGCUGUGGAUGGAGCGGCUGGUGGAGGUGGUGGGCGCGGGCCGCAUGCAGGGCACGGGCUGGAAGAGCACGCUGUCUGUGGAGGCGCACGUGGUCAAUCUGUACGACGCCGCGGCGCCGGGGCGCGGCGGGCUGCUGCGGCCGCUGCUGGGGCGGCUGCGCGCUCACGGCUGCCCGCCCACCGUGUUCGCACUGCCGGCCGUGCAGGCCGUCAUCGCGCUCAAAUGGAGCAGCUGGGCUCGGCGCUUCCUGCUCGCCGAGUUCUUCUUCUACGCCGCCUGGCUCGCCGCCUUCUCCGCCUUCUCGCUAUUGCUGGAGGACGGAGACGACACCGCAGACUCUGGAGGCGACGACGGCGGCGGCAGCAGCAUUGGCGGCGGCGGCAUGGGCGCAGCGGCGGCGGCGGUAGCCGGCGGGCCGCAGUGGCGGCUGUACGGCGAGUCGCCGGGGGGAGGGGGAGGAGGCCCCGGGGCUGUGGGCGGCUGGGGGCUGCCAGUGGUACGGCUGCUGGCGGCGGUGGCGCACGGCGCCGCCACCGUGAUGACUAAUGGCGUCAGUGGCGGCGCCGGUGGCGGCGCCGCCGCCGCCGCCGCCGCGGCGCCGGCAUUCGUAGACGUGUUUGCAGCCAAUGCCAAUGCCACUGCCAGUGCCAGUGCCGGCUACAGCCGCGUGUUGCUGUUUGGACAGCACAACGGCAGUAGCAGCAGCCACCUGCAGCAGCAGCCUGCCGCGUGGGGCUGGGGCUGGGGCUGGGGCGGCGUGGGUGUCGGUGACAGUGCUGAUGGGGACUGUGCGGCGCGGCUGCUGAACAUCUGGGACUGGGGCGCGCUGGCGGCGCUGCUUCGAUCGCCGAGGGGCGUGGCGCAGAUCAUCACCAGCACGGCGGCGGUGGCGUCCAUGCUGCCCUUCGCCUACAUGGAGGUGUGCACCAUGAUGGUGCAGGGCCUGGCCUGGGUCUCCAUCUUCAACCUGGCGGACGUGGUGUCGUACUCGCUGGCGGCGGGGCUGUGGGCAGCGCACCUGCGCUGCGGCAGCCUGCCCGCCUCCGCGGCUUUCAGCGGCGCGCUGGCGCUGCAGCACGUGCUGCUGUGGACCAAGCUGCACUACUACGCGCGCGUGCUGACGCCCACCCGCGGCGGCUUCAACGACACCAUCCGCAUGGUGCUCAAGGAGCUGCGCACCUUCCUCACCUUUGUGGGGCUGGUCAUGCUGGGCUUCGCCUUUGCGUUCUACUGCCUGUUCAGGCAGGACCGCGACGACUUCGCCGACUUCUCCACUCUGUGGCACUCGUUCGCGAGCAUGUUCGCAUACAUGCUCCAGAUGUUUGACUACUCAGUGCUCUACAACUCCACGCACCCCUUCAUGGCCAUGCUUCUGUUCAUGGCGUACGAGCUGAUGGUGGCGGUGCUGCUGCUCAACAUCAUGAUCGCGCUCAUGACCAGCGCCUUCAGCCGCGUCACGGCGGACGAGGGGCUGAGGUACCUCAUCUACAAGGCGGAGGUGAUUGACGAGCUGGAGAGCACUCUGCCCAAGUGGCUCAUGAUGCGCCCCGCCUGGUACCCACACUUCGUGCACGUGCUCAAGGUGAGCCCGCGCUCCACGUACGAGAUCAACCUCAACAGCGUGUGGAGCGGCAUGAGCAGCCUGCAGAGCAGCCUCAUGAACGCGCAGCAGGAGACACGGCUGCGAGUGGAGGCGCUGGAGAGCAAGAUGGACGUGAUCGACCAGAAGUUGUCAGCCACGGUGCGCCUGCUGGCAAGCCGUCUAGUGAGUCACCGCGAGCUGGCGGCGGCGCUGUCCAUGGACGAUGACGUGGCCGAGGCGUCUGGAUCCGGAUCCGGUGAGCUGCAGCGCGAGCUGGAUCCGGACCUGGUGGGCGAAGACGGCGAGCCGGAUCCAGAGCACUGGCGCGACGCGGAUCUGGAUCCAGCCAAGGAGGAGCAGGAGGUGCCGGAAGCUGAGGAGGGGGACGAACUGCCACUGGGGGUGCGGUUUGGAGACCUGGUGCCUGUGGGGCUGGUGACUGGGAGCGGGGACAGGAGAGGCGGCGGCCGGCGGCGCGGCGGCGGCGGCGGCGGGGUGUUAGAGGAGCCUUCACCCCGCCGGCAGCUGCCGCAGCAGCAACAGCAGCAGCAACAGCUGCACAGCACUAGUGGACGGCGCCGCGAUGGCGGUGGCAGCAGCCACCACGGCGGCAGCAGCGUUGGCCAUCGCGCGCACCCGCAGCCGCCCUCACACCACCAGGCAUCCAUCUCACACGCGCCCUCCGCGUCUCACCACCGCAGCAGCCACGCUCCCUCCCAUCGCCACAGCCAGCCGGCCUCCAUGGCCCACGGCUACAGCCAGCAGCAGCAGCAGCAGCAGCCGCACACGCCGCUGCCGCACGCUGCUACAGCCGCAGCCGCUGCUACUGCCACCACCGGCAGGCCGGUCCUGCACCACCAGCCCUCCACCGCCACCACCACUGCCGCCCACAACCACCACACCCACUACAGCCACAGCCAAACCCACCACCACGACCGACACUACCAGCACACCCAGAGCUACAGCCCCGGACACCGCUACAGCCACGGCUACAGCCACGGCCACGGCUACAACCACCACCCCUCAGCCCGCGCUUCUGGCCACGUGUCAACGCCUGGGUACGUGUCAGCCUCCGGCGCCCCCUCAGGCCACGUGUCCGGCCACGUCAGCCACGCGCCCUCUCUGGGGGCCCACGGGCACAUGCCGGGCAGCAGCAGCAGCCGCCACUACCACCACAGCCAGAGCCAGGGUCAGGGCUACAGCCACAGCCGCGGCCACCACCACCACGCCUCUUCACACCACUCCCAGGCCCUGCCGUCUCCAGGCACUCGCCCGCACCUGAGCUCACCGCAGUACGGGCACCAGUCCUCAAGCCACCACCACCACCACCCUUCCCGCACAGCCGCUGCCGCAGGCAGCGGCGGCGCCGCCGGCGGCUACAGCCGCCACAGCGCCUUCACCACUGCCUCCUCCGCCGCCACGUCCGCCGCCCUCAGCCGCGAUCCGUCCCUGACGUUCACCCUUCAGCCUGCGGGUCUGCCCCUAGCGCAGGACUACGAGUUCAGGAGUGACCCUCUGCCUGGCGGCGCCGGCGGAGCGGGCGGCACACGAGGCGGCGGCGGCGGCGGCGCGGUAUGGGACAGCAGCGGCGACUCGGGUGCUGCAGCUGCUACAGCAGUGGUUGGCGGCUCGGGCGGCUCUGGCUCGAAUCUUCCUCCGCUGCCGGCGCCUCAGCGCGGCAGCGGCGGCGAGGGCGCGCUGAGCGUGGGGCGUGGCUUAGGUCCAGCGGUUGAGGGCCUGUACGAAGGACUGGAGCAGCUGCAGCUACAGCCGCAACAGCAGCAGCAACAGCGGUCGCAGCAGCGCGGGUAUGGUUGGAGUGGCAUCGGCAGUGGCUUCGGUAGCGGCGGCGGCAGUGGUGGUAUUGAUGGCGGCGGCGGCGGCGCAGGCGGUGCCGGGUGGCAUGUGUACGGCGGCACCUCGGGUUCCGGCGGCGGCGGGCUGCGCGGCGAAGGCAGCGGCGGCGCGGGCGGGGGGCUGGGUGGACGGCAGAUGACGACCAUUUCUGAGAACGGCUCGCAUGCGGAGCUGGCGGGCGGCGGCAGCGGCCGGCUGGCGGAUGAGCUGGGGCCGGUUGGGUUCGGCGCUAGCAGCAGCGCUGUGUCGCUUCCGUCGCUGUAUGGGGGCAUGGCCGGCAGCCGCGAGGGCAGCGGCCGGGGCAGCAGCCAGGGCGGCGGCGGAGGAGGAGGAGGAAGGGGAGGAGAGGGCGGGGGAGGCGGAGGAGGGCCGGGCGAGGGCAGUGGCCAUGGCGGCGAUAGGGCUGGCAGCGGCAGUGCGUAGGCAGUGUGUAGGGCAGUGCUUAGGGUAAGCAAGGAUGGUGUGGAGCGACCUGGCGGGGUUGUAGAUGCGGGGGUCCAGGUUGCGUAUGCGAUGUGCAGAUACGGUAAUGGAGUAGGGGUGGUGGCGUGGGGGGGGGUCGGGAGAGCUUCGCAGUUGCGAGUCAUCAAAGUAGCAGUGUUAACGGGGAUUCGGUGUUGAAACGAGUCGGCGUGGCAAGUGCUGCAACAGGUGUCGAAGUGUCUGGGGACCAAGGCGCAAGUUGUUUGGACCUGCGAUGCAGCUCACUGUUCCUUAGAACGGGACCUCCUGGACAGGGAAUCCGAGAGGCUACUACAUGAACUCAUGGAGUAUGCACCACCGUCGUGCGGGCUCGGCCUGAUGGUGCAGGUGGGCACUGCGACCGUUACGACUCAUCAUAUUAUCGACGUGCGUGAAGAAACGCAACACAAGCAAACAAGCCGUGGCGCGGGCGGGAAGUUGCCAAACGUCCCACGAGGGCCAGUAGCUGAACGCGAGCGCGUAUUCGAUACUCAGAGCAGCGCACAAAGCAUGUCCAAAGCCGCCAGUAAUGCAGAAUUUCGUUUCCUUGCUGUGCUCCGUGGGUGAGUGAGCGCGAGCGUGGGUGAGGCCGCCGGGGGUUGGCGUGGGGCUUUGCCAUGGAGCCAUGGAGCCGGUACUGCAGAGAUGCUGGGCUUCCGGCGCAUUAUCGGUCGAGAUAAGGCUACUUCGGAGGUGCCGGGCGAACCGGGCGGCCCGCUCGGCAGAGCCGGUUGCUCACAACGCUCAGUACCAGCCAUGGCGUGCGCAAUGGUAAUGGUUGAUGGUCAAGCUGUGUGUUUCUGUGGAGUUUCUGUUUCAAGAUGGAUGCACGGCACGAAGGGAAGAUUGAGAUACAGUAUUGCUGACACGGCGUGACCGUGCAAACAACUUGGGGAUGAUGUGCGGCGGCAGCGGGUUUUUGAAAGGUAAUCA